Achroia grisella is the source of this 3562-nucleotide messenger RNA. It is a transcript of the gene Kap3, whose product is annotated as kinesin-associated protein 3. Gene Ontology annotation, cellular component: kinesin II complex; ciliary transition zone; axoneme. Gene Ontology annotation, molecular function: kinesin binding. The record is from RefSeq and is a predicted model, not a curated record. Gene Ontology annotation, biological process: microtubule-based movement; cilium organization. The coding region runs from base 154 to 2322 and encodes 722 amino acids. The transcript has 12 exons. NCBI's taxonomy places the organism in Eukaryota, Metazoa, Arthropoda, Insecta, Lepidoptera, Pyralidae.
AUAUGCCAUCUCUUUAUUUUCUAAUCUAACUUUAUAUACGCGUUCCGCGUUUGUUAUUAUUCUAAGGUGAAAGCCACAAAUUUCAAUAUUUACUAUUAAUAUAAUUUUGAAGAAAAUUAAGAUACAAAGGAAUAAAAUUCACUUUAUAAAACUAUGAGCCCUGUGGAAAGUGUGCCUGUAGCUGUAUUAAAUUGUGUAGAUGAUUAUGUGGAACUAUUAUAUGAUGAUAUCCCAGAAAAAAUAAAAGGAUCUGCAUUAAUCUUACAGCUGGCCAGAAAUCCUGAUAAUUUAAUAGAAUUGGCCCGUAAUGAAGCUCUUUUGAGUGCGCUCUCUAGGGUUCUCAGAGAAGAAUGGAAGAGAAGCAUUGAAUUAAGCACAAAUAUAGUUUAUACUUUUUUCUGUUUCUCUACUUAUAAUGAAUUUCAUCCAGUUAUAAUUCAAUAUAAGAUAGGGUCUUUAUGUAUGGAUGUAAUAGAUUAUGAACUCAAAAGAUAUGACCAAUGGAAAGAAAAAGUUGAAGGCAAGAAACAGUUGAUUACUCCUGAUAAGACUGAAUUGCCAAAAAGUCGAAUUCCUGAACCUAAACGACGUCCGAAAUCUGGUACAUGGGCUGUUGCCGAUGUGAAUUUACAGAAAUCUAGAUCAUUAGUAUCCAGUUACCAUGAAGACUUAUGCAAUGCAGCUGAUGACUGUUUGUCUAAAAAUGAUGAGGAACAGUUGAAAAGAAAACUUAAGACAUUGUCGAAAAGGCAGGAACAGUUAUUGAGAGUAGCUUUUUAUAUGUUACUCAACAUAGCAGACAAUGUAAAAGUUGAAGAAAAAAUGCAUAAAAAAGAUAUAGUUGGAUUACUUAUUGGCGCUAUGGAGAGACACUCUAACAUGGAUUUAUUAAUUCUUAUCGUUUCAUUUUUACAAAAAUUGUCAAUAUUUGUUGAAAAUAAAAACAGUAUGGCUUCGAGAGGAGUAGUUGAGAAAAUAGCACCUUUAUUAGACUCACAAAAUGCAGAUCUAAUAAAUGUUACAUUAAAGUUACUAUUUAAUCUUACGUUUGACACUAAAUUACGCAAUAAAAUGAUAAAAAUUGGUCUGCUGCCAAAAUUUAUUCAAUUUACAAGUGAUGAUAAACAUAUUAAUUUGGCAAUGAAAAUUUUGUACCACUUGAGCAUGGAUGAUAAAGUUAAAUUAAUGUUCACCCAGUCUGAUUGUGUAAAACUGCUGACCGAUAUGCUGUUACUGAACGUUAACAGUGACGCAUUUGGGAGUAGCGCGACGAGCACCACAGAUGUACUCCUCGCGUUGUGCGUGAACCUUGCUUGGUGCGACCGCGCCGCCCACCAGAUGGCAUCCGAAGGCCGUCUACGAGAACUUCUUGAGCGCGCUUUUCGAUACAAGAACACCAUGCUCAUGAAACUAGUACGGAACUUGUCGAAUCACGCUCAAAAUAAGCCAUUGUUUGUCGAAUUCGUCGGAGAUAUCGCUGGAGCCGUAACGAAUGGUGAUGUCCCCGAGGAAUUCAUUAUCGAAUGUAUUGGAACACUCAGUAAUAUGUUACAUGCGAACAAUGACAUAGAUGUAUAUGCUGUCGUAGAAAGAUACAAUUUAAUACCGUGUAUUAUGAAGAUACUAGAUCCAGAGAGCGGCAGCACGGCGGAGCUGGUGCUGGAGGGCGUGGCGGCGAGCGGCGCGCUGGCCGCCGAGGAGCGGUGCGCGGCGGGGCUGCUGCGAGCCGGCGCGGGCCGCGCGCUCGUAGCGCUGCUGCGACAGCGGCAGGCCGACGACGACCACGUGUUGCACACCGUCUACGCCUUCCGGCAGAUGCUGUCGCACCCGCGCGCCGCUGACUACCUCCUCACGCGCACCGAAGCUCCAGCCUAUCUAAUAGAUCUAAUGCAAGAUAAAAAUGUAGAAAUCAGAAAAAUGUGCGAUUCCUGCCUUGACAUAAUUUCUCAAAUGCAGAAUGAAUGGGCUGCGAGAAUAAAGGUGGAAAGAUUCAGAUGCCACAACGGGCAGUGGCUGUCAGUGGUGGAGACGCUGGGCGCAGAGGGCGGCGGUGGUGGUAGCGGCGGUGCUGGGGACGCGGCUGACGAUUUGCCGCCCUAUCUCUCCGCUGAGUACCUGACCACGCACCGACUCGCUACCUCGGAUUCACAAAUAUCAUUGAAUGACGACUCUGAUAGUUAUUCUGGAGAAAUGGAUAUUAACGGCGCCAACAGGAACGCUUCUGGUGAACCAAUUGAUGAAAUAUUUGGCACAGAGUCCUUGAUCGCUAAAGCAGCCGAUAAUGAUCCAUUAUUUAAAAAUGAUGUCAAUAUAUAUGCGUAAUUUUUCAUAAAUUUUCAUUCACUUAUUUAUCUAAUGCAAAAUUUAUUAUAAUUUACACUUCUUAUGUAACGCAUUAGUUAGUGAAUCUAAAAUAAUUUAGAUUCUGUAUUAAUAUUAUAAAUGCAAAAAUCUGUCUGUCUAUUGCCUAUCACAAAACGUUUAACUGUGAUGUUAAUGAAAUUUGACGAAAAGAUAUAUUUUACAGUGAGGCCGAAAAUAGGUUCUCUGAUAUAUAACAUAGUAGAUAUGGAUUACAACUAGUCAGGAUUAAAUAUGUAUUGAAUAAUAUUAAUCAAAUGUUAUUUAAUUUAUUACAAAUUUCUUUAUAGUUAUUACAAUAUACAUCAUUCCAUUUAUUUUAAUGUCUAUCUAUACUUGUAUUAUGAUGAUAUUCUAUGAUUAAGCUAUUAAUGUACAUAUAUUUUAUUGCACUCAAGUUAAUCAUAAAAUAUGCUUCAUGAUGGCAAAUAUUUAAAUAAUUAUAUUGAAAUUAUUAGAAGUAAAUAUUUUAUUUUGUAUUGAUUUUGUAGAACGCAUUUUCUAGACAUAGAAAUUGCUUGAAAUAUAAAUUAGAGAUACUAAGAAGCUUGCCUGUAAGAUUUAUCUGUGAGCUAAUUAUGUAAUACAGUGGCAAUUUCUUCUUAUAUAAAAUAUAUUGAAAUUAUAUGUACCUAAAGUAUUAGAUAAGUCCUUUAAUUCCCAACUGCAACUAAUUACUUUUAAUUCAUACAUACAUCAUCGCUUUUAUUUGAAAUUUGAAAUUUUAUUCGCUUUCUAUUAUGAAAUAACGAGUUUACGUUAUUCAUAAUUGAAAGAAUCCAAUUCUUUAUUGUUUAAUCAAGUUCUGGAUUCUUUAUUUGUAGUGUUAUAUGAACGGUACAGUUUUAAAUUGCUACUUACAGUGUAGCAACCAUUUUUCUAGUCCUUACUGGCAACACUGUGAUGUAGCAAAUAAUCGAUAUUCCCUAACAUUCUAAACCGAACAGAAGUUUUAUAUUUACUCGUAGUACUUAAAUAUUAUUGUUUUAUAUACUCUGUCUAGAAUUGGAAUAAGCAGUCAUGCACAAUAAAUAACACUAAACAUUUAUCUUUGUUUCUGUUACUACUAACCUACUUAUGAACGAUCAAUACCAAUAUAUUUUCCAGAAAUUAUUAUUGAUUUAAAUAUUCACCCCUUUUUAUAACGUUGAACUUUGUUAUUUUCAAGUAUUCACUGCAUAUGUACCUCUGACAGUGAAUC